Messenger RNA from Ascochyta rabiei, 276 nucleotides. RefSeq lists its product as uncharacterized. The coding region runs from base 1 to 276 and encodes 91 amino acids. The transcript has a single exon. Lineage: Eukaryota; Fungi; Ascomycota; Dothideomycetes; Pleosporales; Didymellaceae. The record is from RefSeq and is a predicted model, not a curated record.
AUGACUGACAGAGUCUACCUACCAAAGCCAUCUGGGCGGUACCACAACAGCAAGACCCAACACGUCUUCAACCACACUACAGUCAACGACCCACUAUCUCCCACCAACAUCAGCAGUUACUUUGUUCUCACGACCCUCUCCCCUACUGAGCAAGCGCCAAACGCAAAUGCUACACUCCGAUACACGAGUCCCGAGAUCGCCGUCGCGCUCGACAACUCGAAAAAGUACAAGCUCCCAGCAACCGCCCUGGAGCGACCAUGGAUACACACGCAAUGA